ACCCCUGCCCGCGGGAAGCGGGUCUCGGAGGCUCCCUCGCAACAAAACGCUAAAUUCGGUUUCUCUGGUUCCGCAUUUCCCCAGAGAGCUCUCCUCGUAAAACUAUUGCCCGUUAAAGACUGCAGGGCAGAGGUCCAGGGCGCUUUGCUGGGAGCCUCGGGGCCCCGGGCUGGGAGCCGUGGGGCGGCACCUGGCGGGCCAGCGAGCGGGCGGGGGGGGCGGCGAGCGAAGGCUUCCCGGCCUGGCAGCAGCUCGCCCCUCCGCCCUCCGCCCUCCGCCCUCCCGGCUCCGCUCCCCUCCCCCACGCCGCCCUGCCCCUCCCCCACGCCCCUUUCUCUUUCUUUCUUUCCCAGUUCGCUUGCCCCCACCCCAGCGGCGCCCGCCGGGCUCCUCGCCCAAUGGCCGCUGGGCCGGGGAAUGCAUCAGCUGAUCGGCCCGGGCUCCCGGCCGCUUGGAGCCAAUCAGGGCACCGGGGGCGGCCCCGGGCCGCGGAUAAAGGGUGCGGGGCCGCGAGCGGCCCUGCAGAGUCGAGAGUGGGAGAAGAGCGGAGCGUGUGAGUAGCACUACGGCCUCCUCUCCUCUCCUAACCUCGCUCUCGCGGCCUGCCUUUACCCGCCCGCCUGCUCGGCGCCCAGAACACCUUCCACCAUGACCACCUCAGCAAGUUCCCACUUAAAUAAAGGCAUCAAGCAGGUGUACAUGUCCCUGCCUCAGGGUGAGAAAGUCCAGGCCAUGUAUAUCUGGAUCGAUGGUACUGGAGAAGGACUGCGCUGCAAGACCCGGACCCUGGACAGUGAGCCCAAGUGUGUGGAAGAGUUGCCUGAGUGGAAUUUCGAUGGCUCUAGUACUUUACAGUCUGAAGGUUCCAACAGUGACAUGUAUCUCGUGCCUGCUGCCAUGUUUCGGGACCCCUUCCGCAAGGACCCUAACAAGCUGGUGUUGUGUGAAGUUUUCAAGUACAAUCGAAGGCCUUCAGAGACCAAUUUGAGGCACACCUGUAAACGGAUAAUGGACAUGGUGAGCAACCAGCACCCCUGGUUUGGCAUGGAGCAGGAAUAUACCCUCAUGGGGACAGAUGGGCACCCCUUUGGUUGGCCUUCCAACGGCUUCCCGGGGCCCCAGGGUCCAUAUUACUGUGGUGUGGGAGCAGACAGAGCCUAUGGCAGGGACAUCGUGGAGGCCCAUUACCGGGCCUGCUUGUAUGCUGGAGUCAAGAUUGCGGGGACUAAUGCCGAGGUCAUGCCUGCCCAGUGGGAAUUUCAAAUUGGACCUUGUGAAGGAAUCAGCAUGGGAGAUCAUCUCUGGGUGGCCCGUUUCAUCUUGCAUCGUGUGUGUGAAGACUUUGGAGUGAUAGCAACCUUUGAUCCUAAGCCCAUUCCUGGGAACUGGAAUGGUGCAGGCUGCCAUACCAACUUCAGCACCAAGGCCAUGCGGGAGGAGAAUGGUCUGAAGUACAUCGAGGAGGCCAUUGAGAAACUAAGCAAGCGGCACCAGUACCACAUCCGUGCCUAUGAUCCCAAGGGAGGCCUGGACAAUGCCCGACGCCUAACUGGAUUCAAUGAAACUUCCAACAUCAACGACUUUUCUGCUGGUGUAGCCAAUCGUAGCGCCAGCAUACGCAUUCCCCGGACUGUUGGCCAGGAGAAGAAGGGUUACUUUGAAGACCGUCGCCCCUCUGCCAACUGUGACCCCUUUUCGGUGACAGAAGCCCUCAUCCGCACGUGUCUUCUCAAUGAAACCGGCGAUGAGCCCUUCCAGUACAAAAACUAAGUGGACUAGACCUGUAGCUGUCAAGCCCCUCCUAGUUCUUCAUCCCACUCCAACUCUUCCCCCUCUCCCAGUUGUCCCAAUUGUAACUCAAAGGGUGGAAUAUUAAGGUCGUUUUUUUCUUUCCUUGUGCCCAGUUAAUCUUGCUUUCUUUGGCUGGGAUAGAGAUGGGUCAAGUUAUUAAUUUCUUCACACCUACCCUCCUUUUUUUCCCUAUCACUGAAGCUUUUUAGUGCAUUAGUGGGGAAGAGGGUGGGGAAACAUAACCACUGCUUCCAUUUAAUGGGGUACACCUGUCCAAUAGGCAUAGCUAACCGGACAGAGCACGUCUGCAGGAGGGGGACUUUUCUUCAAGGUAGCUGAAAGGGGAAGACCUGACUUCCUCUGGGUAGGUUAGGACUUGCCCUUGUGGUGGAAACUUUUCUUAAGAAGUUAUAACCAACUUUUCUAUUAAAAAAGUGGGAAUUAGGAGAGAAGGUAGGGGUUGGGAAUCAGAGAGAAUGGCUUUGGUCUCUUGCUUGUGGGACUAGCCUGGCUUGGGACUAAAUGCCCCGCUCUAAACACGAAGCUCAGUAUCAACUGAUGGAUAUCCCUACCUUGAAAGAAGAAAAGGUUCAUGUUGCUUGGUCCUUGAUUUAUCACACAAAGCAGAAUAGUAUUUUUAUAUUUAAAUGUAAAGACAAAAAAUUAUAUGUAUGGUUUUGUGGAUUAUGUGUGUUUUGCUAAAGGAAAAAACCAUCCAGGUCACAGGGCACCAAAUUUGAAACAAAUAGUCCGGAUUAGAAAUCAAGCAUCUUUUGAGUAGGGAGCGAGGGAGGUGAUGCUUAGAAAGAUGAUGAUCUGGGGUUAGGUCCUCAUGACCACUUUUGGGUUUCUGCCCUGCCCACCCUCUGGAGAGGUGGGCACUGGAUUAGUUAACACGUUACUAGCAGUCACUUGAUCUCCGUGGCUUUGGUUUAAAAGACAGACACUUGUCCACAUGGGUUUAGAGAUAAGAGUUGGCUGGUCAACUUGAGCAUGUUACUGACAGAGGGGGGUAUUGGGGUUAUUUUCUGGUAGGAACAGCAUGUCACUAAAGCAGGCCUUUUGAUAUUAAAUUUUUUAAAAAGCAAAAUUAUAGAAGUUUAGAUUUUAAUCAAAUUUAUAGGGUUUCUAGGUAAUUUUUACAGAAUUGCUUGUUUGCUUCAGCUGUCUCCUACCUCGGCUCUUGGAGGAGAUGGGGACAGGGCUGGAGUCAAAACAGUUGUAAUUUUGUAUCCUGAUGUCUUUGUUAAGACUGCUGAGGAAUUAUUUUUUUUCUUUUAUAAUAAGAAAUAAACCCCACCUUUAUUCCUUCAUUUCAUCUACCGUUUUCUGGUUCUUGUGUUGGCUGUGGCAGGCCAGCUAUGGUUUUCUCUUGCCAUGACAACUUCUAAUUGCCAUGUACAGUAUGUUCAAAGUCAAAUAACUCCUCAUUGUAAACAAAAUGUGUAACUGCCCAAAGCAGCACUUAUAAAUCAACCUAACGUGAGA
Messenger RNA from Piliocolobus tephrosceles (Ugandan red Colobus), 3279 nucleotides. RefSeq names its product glutamate-ammonia ligase (gene GLUL). Gene Ontology annotation, molecular function: glutamine synthetase activity. Bases 649 to 1770 code for a protein of 373 amino acids. The transcript is spliced from 7 exons. Lineage: Eukaryota; Metazoa; Chordata; Mammalia; Primates; Cercopithecidae. Gene Ontology annotation, cellular component: cytoplasm. The record is from RefSeq and is a predicted model, not a curated record.